Molecule: messenger RNA, 219 nt
Organism: Colletotrichum karsti
Lineage: Eukaryota; Fungi; Ascomycota; Sordariomycetes; Glomerellales; Glomerellaceae
Exons: 1
Source: RefSeq, a predicted model, not a curated record
CUGCCCACUUCACCUACUACCAAAAUGUCUAGCAACCCUCUCGACCCUCCUAUCUACACCGCCGACCAGCCCAUGGGUCCCAACGGUCCGACGAACACCGGUGCCCAGGCUUCAGGCCAGCGAGGUGGCCAUCAUGACAACACCGGCAAUGCCUCCAACCGCGGCGGUCGCCAAGGCGGCGGCGGUUGGGGCAACCACUCUGGCAGCAAGAAGAAGUAG